Molecule: messenger RNA, 2526 nt
Organism: Sphaeramia orbicularis (orbiculate cardinalfish)
Lineage: Eukaryota; Metazoa; Chordata; Actinopteri; Kurtiformes; Apogonidae
Product: protocadherin beta-15-like
Exons: 1
Coding region: 88-2526 (812 amino acids)
Biological process (GO): homophilic cell-cell adhesion
Cellular component (GO): plasma membrane
Molecular function (GO): calcium ion binding
Source: RefSeq, a predicted model, not a curated record
UUGAAUUAAUCACGCCAGUUCAUGAAAUGACGAACAGUAUCGGCCUGACAUAAUAAUGUUUGUGAAAGUAUAAAGAAAACAGCAUUAAUGGAAGGUUGGACAAGGAUGGGGGAGGAAAAAGACACUCGAGGGAAGGAUUACUCCUGGAUUGUUUUUUGUUCAGCUUUCUUGUUGUUCUUCGUACAGCCGGGUUUGGCUCAGAUAAGAUAUUCAAUUCCCGAGGAGGUAAAAGACGGAACUGUUGUUGGAAAUAUUGCAAAGGAUCUUGGUCUUGACAUUGCUUCUUUGAGUGAUCGGCGGUUUCGAGUUGUUUCUGAAAAUAAGGAUGGUAUUUUUGAGGUAAACCCAGAUAAUGGAGCAUUGUACGUUCAUAACCACAUCGACAGAGAGGAGCUGUGUCAGGGCAGCGGUGCGUGUCUCAUUGAGCUUAAAAUUCUUGUCGAAAACCCGUUGGAAAUACAUUAUGUAGUUGUAGAAAUCACUGAUGUAAAUGAUCACUCUCCUAGUUUUCCUGAAAGUGAACAAACGUUUGAAAUAGCGGAGCACACGUCGCCCGGAAAGCGAUUUCAGCUGCACUCUGCUCGUGAUCCAGAUGCAGGAAUAAACUCGAUUCGCACAUACACUUUAACCUCAAAUGAACAUUUUGAGGUAAAUAUUCGUCAAAAUGACGUGGAAAAAAUACCAUUUUUGAAGCUAAAAAAACCGCUCGAUAGAGAAGAAAAGAGAGAACACAAUCUUUUGGUCACAGCAGUUGAUGGAGGUAAACCUCAAAGAACAGGAACAUUAAAUAUAACCAUUAUUGUUCUUGAUAGUAAUGAUAAUAUACCGAUUUUCAGUCAGGAGGUUUAUCAUAUUACAAUUCAAGAAAACAUUCCUCUCAAGACGCCAAUAUUUAAAAUGAAUGCAACCGAUCCAGAUGAAGGUACGAACGGCGAAAUUGAAUACAGUCUUGGUAAAACGUUAAAGCAGAAGGUCUAUGAUAUUUUUGAAGUGGAGGAAUUAACUGGAGAAAUUAAAAUUAAAGGAUUGGUAAAUUACGAAGAAAAUGAUAUGUAUGAACUUGACAUUGAGGCAUCAGAUAAAGGAACACCUCCACUUACAGGUGAAUGUAGGGUUAUAAUAAAAAUAACAGACGUCAACGAUAAUGCACCAGAAAUAGAAGUCACUUCACUGUCUAAUACAGUACCUGAAGAUUCAAAGCCUGGUACUGUUAUUUCACUGAUUAGAGUUAGAGAUAAAGACUCUGGUGUUAAUGGUAAAAUUAUUCUACAGAUAACAAAUGACGUACCUUUUGAGUUAAAGCCCUCUUAUAAGGAGAACACAUAUUCAAUAGUCACUAAGGGAUUACUGGAUCGAGAAAAGGUGUCAUUUUACGAACUAAAAAUAAAAGCUACAGAUUGUGGUGAGCCUCCAUUAUCAACUUUAAAAACCCUCAAUAUUCAGAUAUCAGAUGUAAAUGACAACAGUCCACAUUUUCAUCAAAGUCCUUUAGAAUUUUAUCUGAUUGAAAACAACGUUGCCGGUCAGUCAAUACUCUCUGUAAGCGCAGCAGAUGAUGAUUUAGACAAUAAUGCAGUGAUUUCCUAUCAUAUAGCGAGGGACGGAAGUCAGAACGAUAUCAUGUCUUUUCUAAAUAUUAAUUCGGAUAAUGGACACGUCACAGCACUAAAAAGUUUUGACUUUGAAACUCUGAAAACGUUCCAGUUCCAAGUUGUCGCCACAGAUUCUGGAACUCCGUCACUGAGCAACAACGUGACAGUGAACGUGUUCAUUCUGGAUCAGAACGACAACGCUCCAGUCAUUCUGUAUCCGCUCAGCUCCAACGGUUCUGCUGAAGGUGUGGAGGAGAUUCCACGGAAUGUCAACGCAGGACACUUGGUGACUAAAGUCAGAGCCUAUGAUGCUGAUAUAGGAUAUAACGGCUGGUUACUGUUUUCACUGCAGGAAGUUACUGACCACAGUCUGUUUGGUUUGGACCGCUACACAGGACAGAUCAGAACACUUCGCUCAUUCACAGAAACAGACGAGGCUGAGCACAAACUGGUCAUACUGGUCAAAGACAAUGGGAACGUUUCACUGUCAGCAACAGCUACUGUGGUUGUCAAAGUUGUGGAGCCAAAGGAAGCUUUUGCAGCUUCUGAUGUGAAAAGUGCAGCAAAGGAUGAUGACAGUAAUGUGACUUUUUAUCUGAUGAUAACUUUGGGCUCAGUUUCAGCACUUUUUAUCAUCAGUAUCAUUGUUCUAAUUGCAAUGCAGUGCUCCAAGUCCACAGACUAUACAUCUAAAUAUCUGGAAGAUAAAAAUUAUGAUGGGACACUGUGUCACAGCAUCCAGUACAGAUCUGGAGACAAACGAUACAUGUUGGUUGGACCCAGAAUGAGUAUAGGAUCUACUAUAGUCCCUGGAAGUAAUGCAAAUACUCUGGUUCUACCUGACAGGAGAAAAGCAUCUGGAGAGGUAAGACUUCAAAAACAGUCUUUUGUCCAAUGUAUCUUGAAUGAUUUAGCUUCAUUGAAUUCAGCUUAA